This is a messenger RNA of Volvox carteri f. nagariensis, 965 nucleotides long. RefSeq lists its product as uncharacterized. The transcript has 6 exons. The coding region runs from base 231 to 965 and encodes 244 amino acids. Lineage: Eukaryota; Viridiplantae; Chlorophyta; Chlorophyceae; Chlamydomonadales; Volvocaceae. Gene Ontology annotation, molecular function: protein binding. The record is from RefSeq and is a predicted model, not a curated record.
CUAUAGUUCUUUUCGUUCUCUUUUUUCUUUCUUUUCCUUUGAAGCUCGGAUUGCUCAUGAGCCAUCGGGGCCGUACAGACUCGAGAAGCUUGUAUCAAAAAUGUUAUAACAUGCAGUAACGCACGCAGGAGACGUCCGUAAAGUCGGGAACAGUAAUUUUGUCAAACUUGUCAAACAGUACUUCGUUAUACGCCGAAGCUUUCAGGGUCUUUGCUGCAAGUAUAUCCAUCAUGCUUACGUUCAAGUCGUUGUCGUCGCGUGUGCUCCUUGGAGGCCGGUCGAAGGACACUGUUUGCGUCGGGCGCAGCCAACAGUCCCUUGGAGAAGUCUCCAGCGAUGACAUAUCUAAUCAAAGGAUCUUCACCACCACUACCAUCUCUACCAGUAGUGCUCUUUCCACCAUCACAACUACCAUAGACCGCUGCGACCACCCGUGUUGUGGCCUGGGGCGGAGUGAGGCCUCAGCCGCAGCAAAACGGUGCCGUACGGUUUCCGUACAUGCCGCCUUCACGCCCGACAACCCAGUUCGCCAGGCACUGUCCCAGGUCGCCAUCAACGUCUACAAAGUCUCCGCGCUCAUGUCCCAGCCAGAGGCGGGUCUGACGCCCCUUUGGGCCGCCGUCAAGAGGUUGGACCUGGGCGCCGUGAACGCGGCGCUGCGAGCGGGAGCCGAUCCCAAUGAGCGAGAUGCAGCCGGCGAUACCCCGCUGCUCUGCAUUGCGCGUGCCGGACACUACAAGUACCCUCCCAACGAGAUUCCUGCGGCUUUGGUGAAGGCUGGGGCAGAUAUGGAGGCGAAGGACAAGAGCGGCCUCACGGCGCUGCAGGUGUCGCUGCUGUCCGGGUGGCAGAACAUUGCGGAGCUGCUGAUCAAGGCCGGAGCCAGCACUGCGGGGGUGGCGGCCGUCAAGAACCGCCUAACUUGCCCGGACUGCAAGCGCCUGGUGGCCCAAUACAAUCUGUAG